AUGGAAUACAAGAAAUUAGAAAAGUUAAAAGGCUGGCAUAAAGAAUAUAACAACGAUAUAAUAGACUAUGUAUUUGUAUUAGGAGAUUUCGAUAAUUUAAUAUCUGAUAAAUCAAAUAUAAAUAUGGAAGAAUGCUAUUAAUCAGAAGCUCGAAUUGCAAAUGUUUUAAAUUUCCUAGAAUUUUUCUCAUGUACAUUAUUAGUUUUACCCGGAAAUCAUGAUCCUUAUAAUAUGUUUAAAUUUAAACAACCUUCAGAAAAUACACGAAUAACUUAGCAUUCAUAUAAUAUACAUAAAUCUGUUUUCGAAAUAAAUACAUCAUUAAGUGUUAUAGGUUUUGGUGGAAGUAUCCCAGGUUACUAACAUAUUUAAGGUGAAUAAAAGCUAGUAUGGGAAGGAUUUCCUUUUUUAAAUGAAGAAGAAAUCAAAAAUGAAAGUGAACAAUUUUUCGAUGAUCAAUUUAAAUAAGAAAAAUAGUUCAUUUUACUAACCCAUGUAGGUCCUUCAUGUUCAUAAACUACAAUUGUCAAAACAGAAUAGUAAGAAGAUAAUAUUUAUGCCGGUUGUGAAUUUUUUAAUGAUGUGAUUAAAAAAUAUAACAAGAAAAUUGUUACAAAUCUUCAUGGACAUGUACAUGAUAGUAUAGGCAAAUUAUCUGUUAUGGAUGUUCAAAUUAUCAAUCCAGGCUCUUUAAAGUACGGUUAAUUUGCAAAAAUUUGCUUACAUUAAGACAAUUCAACUUUAAAGUGGGUAGUAAGAAAUAAUCCUUUUAUCUAAGUAAAAUAAGGGACAAAAUGUAUAGUAGAACGUUUUGGUAAACCAGUCAAAAUAUUAGAUGCUGGACUACAUUAAAUAAAUCCUAAUGUAGAUACAAUAAAAGUAAAAAGCUUAAAAACAUAAGUAAUUGAUUUACCAAGUUAAAAAAUUAUUACUAAAGAUAAUAUUAAUGUUACAAUAGAUUGUUGCCUUUAUUAUAGAAUAAUUUCAAUUCCAAGGGCUACAUAUAAAAUAGAUAAUUUACCUCAUGCUUUAAUGAAUUAAAGUAUUGCUGCCAUUAGAUCUGUACUUGGAGAAAUGAACUUAUAAGAUUUAUUAGAUAAAAAAGAUGAAAUUGGAGAUAAUUUAGAAGAAUUAGUUAAUGCUUAAUCCCAAAAUUGGGGAACUUAUGUUGAAUAAAUAUUCGUUAAAGAUAUUUAACUAAAUAAAUAAACAUAAGACGAUAUGGCAGCUAUAGCAAAACAAAAAAGAAUUGGAGAAAGUAAACUUAUUAGUAAUAAAGCAGAUGUAGAAACUGCAAGAUUAUUAAGAGAAACUGCUGAUAUAUUGGACUCAAAAGCUGCUAUGUAAAUUAGAUAUUUAGAAAUAAUCAAUUAAAACAAAAGCUUACAUAAAUUUUUGCUUAAAAUUAAUUAAUUUAACCCCGCCUUUAGACUAAAACGAAGGUCAGGCAAGCACUAAGUCGAAAACAGCUGUAAUAGUAAAUGCUUAGUUUGUAAAGGGCCAUCUAGUUCUGAAUGUAGUAAAUGCAAUCGUGAAUAUUAUCUUUUAAAUAACACUUGCGUUUCGAAUUGUGGUAUUGGUUAUUACAAAAAUGAUCAAAUUAAUGAAUGUUAAAAUUGUAAUCCAAAUUUAAACUGUUAGUAAUGUUCAGAUGGAUAAAGUUGUAGUUCUUGUGGAAUAGGCUUUUUUUUGAAUUUUCCAAAAUGCCAAUAAUGUCAUCCUAAUUGUGUAUCUUGCUUUGCUUAAGAAUAUUAUUAAUGCUUUACAUGUAAUACAGCUCUAUAAAAAUACAAAGAAGAUGCAGCUUGUGUUGAUGUAUGCAGCAAAGGAAAAUAUAGAGCUCAAUAAGAUGAACUUUUAUAUUGUGAAGAUUGCUAACCUCCUUGCAAAUAAUGUUUAAGUAAAGAAAUCUGUACAGAUUGCUAAGAAGGGUAUUAUUAUGAUUCAACAUAAGAAGAAACAAAAAGAUGUUAAUUAUGUGAUAGUGGUAGCAAAUAAAUAAAAGGAUGCGUUAAUUGUUUUUUUUAAUAAACAAAUAACAAAUUAAUAUGUCGAUAAUGUAUAAAUGGAUUACUUUAACCAGACUAAACAUAAUGUUUAGAAACAUGUCCGUAAAAAUAUUUCUAAGAUAUCGAUUAAAAAAAAUGCAUAUAAUGUCAUGAAAAUUGUAUAUAAUGUAUUUAAGCAUAGAACUUUAAUUGUAUAGAAUGUAUUAGUGGUUAUUAUUAAGAGUAAAAUACUAAUUCUUGUCUUAAAUGUCCCAAAAAUUGUUAAAAAUGUAUUAUAUUAUCAAGCAAAUUACAUUGCAUAAAAUGUUUUCCAGGUUAUAUAUUUUAAAUAGAAAUAUAAAUUUCUUUUGAUUUUUCCUUAUCUAAUUUAGUAAGGUGUGUUAAUGAAUGUUCAUUCGGAUAUUUUAGUUUAUCUAAAUCUUUAACAUAGGAAUUAACUAUACUAUUUUUAUAAAAAGUUAACUAAAAUUUAUACUUAGGCUUCUUAAAUAGUGAUUGGUGUUAGAAAUGUUCUUCCAUAAAUAUAAAUUGCGAAGAUUGUGAAAAAUAAAAUCCGUAAAAUUGUCUAGUUUGUAAAAAUAAAUAUUAUUUGAAAAUCGUAACCGUUUUCUUAUAAAAUUAAGACGGAGAAAUUCAAAAUUAAGAUGGAUAUAUUUAAAAUUAAGAUGGAGAAAUACAAAAAACUUAUAAAUAUGGAGAUUGUUUUCCUUGUUCUUAAGCAAAUUGUGAUGUAUGCAUAAAAAAAAAACCUUCCUUAGAUGAUUUAGAUGAUCCUCCUUAAUGCCUUUCUUGUAUAAGAGAUAAAAAUGAUGUUUGUUAAAACUUUUUAAUUAAUGGUGUUUGUAUAUCUCAAUCUAAUUGUAUAUUAAAUACUAAUUAUUAUAUCGAAAAAAAAAAGUGUAUCUGUGCUAAAUGUGAUGAUUUAUGCUCUUCUUGUAUAGGAGGAUUAGAGAAUUAAUGCCUUGGGUGUAGUUCUUUAAAAAAUUUUUUAGUUAAAUCUGAAAAUUUAAAUUACGGAUAUUGUUAACAAUGUCCUUCUAUCUGUAGUGAAUGUAUAAGUUAAAAUUUUUGUUUAAGUUGUAUUAAGGAUUAUUAUUUGAAUUAUUUUGAUUCUAAUACCUAAUUAUGCAUAGAUAAAUGUCCUAAUAAUUUCUACGAAGAUAACGACUAAAACAAAUGUACAAAAUGUCCAGAUCCAUUUUGCCAAAAUUGUUUUAAGAAAUCGCUAUAAAUAAUAACCUGUCUCCAAUGUAAACCAGGUUUUUAUAUAAACAAAGAAUCAGGCACAUGCCAACAAUGCCACCCUUAAUGUGAAACAUGUUUAUAAUCCGGAAAUGACAUAGAGCCCUUCUGUUAAAAAUGCAAACAACCAACAUAACAAGACUGGCCUCCAAUAGUAGUAGACGGCACCAAAUGUAAAGAAAAAUGUCCUAAGAAAAAAUACAUGGACCUCGAAACAUUAAUAUGUGUAGAUUGUCAUCCAUCAUGCAAUUAAUGUACAUCUUAAAGCCAAACACAAUGCUAAGAAUGCUAUACUAGAACCAUCAAUAGAAUUAAUAAGUGA
Messenger RNA from Ichthyophthirius multifiliis, 3573 nucleotides. RefSeq names its product spfh domain band 7 family protein. The transcript has 15 exons. Gene Ontology annotation, molecular function: hydrolase activity. Gene Ontology annotation, cellular component: plasma membrane. The record is from RefSeq and is a predicted model, not a curated record. Lineage: Eukaryota; Ciliophora; Oligohymenophorea; Hymenostomatida.